Molecule: messenger RNA, 2665 nt
Organism: Drosophila mauritiana
Lineage: Eukaryota; Metazoa; Arthropoda; Insecta; Diptera; Drosophilidae
Gene: Syngr
Product: synaptogyrin
Exons: 5
Coding region: 439-1164 (241 amino acids)
Cellular component (GO): synaptic vesicle membrane; neuromuscular junction
Source: RefSeq, a predicted model, not a curated record
CCUGCGCGCUGGCAGUCGAAAUUGCGUUGAGAGCGAAGCUGGCAAAAAGUAAAAGUGAAAAUCAGGCCCUUGAAAUUUGUUCAUCAAUUAUGCAUUGAUUGAAACACAUGAGCGAGUGCUGUGAAUUGUCUUGUCGUGUGCGCGCAUAACGGAAAGUGAAUUUGAAAAGCGAGUGGGCAAACACAAACAUUGCGUACGAAGAUUGUCAUUCCGUUCCGUAAUCCAUAAUUGCGAGAAGACACUCGAGCGCACCCACCCACACCACGCACGGUAUACACAUAUACACACACACAGCAGUGGGCCAGCCCGCCCCCACAUUGCCCUUGGCCCCACGGACCCAAGAAGCGUUCGAUUUUUCACAACAGCCAGCGAAAACGCCAAGUGGAGAGCGCCCCAUAGCAAGCAGUGCAAUCCGGACAGCAGAGACCCAUCAUCACCAUGGACAUGCUCAACCAGAUACUCAGCAUCAAUAACGGUGGCGCCUACGGGGGCGGCAAGGCUGGCGGCGCCUUCGACCCCCUCACGUUCGCCAUGAAGCCCCAAGUAGUCAUCAGGGCCCUCUGCUGGCUCUUCUCGGUGGUGGUCUUCGGCUGCAUAUCCUCGGAGGGUUGGACGGAGAAGGAUGGCAAGGAGUACUGCCUCUAUAAUGGCGACGGCAUGGCCUGCAAGUAUGGCAACAUGGUGGGCGUCUUCGGGUUCCUGGCCUCCAUGGGUUUCAUGGGUGGCGAGUUCCUGUUCGAACGGAUGUCGUCGGUGAAGAGCAGAAAGCGUUACGUCAUGGCCGACAUGGGUUUCUCGGCCCUCUGGACCUUCAUGUACUUCGUGGCCUUCUUGUACUUGUGGUCGCAAUGGAGCUCCUCCGCCCCACCGCCGCUGGGAAUCGGAGCUGGCAGCAUGAAGACCGCCAUUUGGUUCUGCCUCUUCUCGAUUGUCAGCUGGGCUCUGUGCGCCCUGAUGGCCUACAAGCGUUUCCUGAUCGGCGCCGGCGAUGAGUUCACCUCUGCAUUCGAAACGGACCCCGCCAACGUGGUCCACCAGCAGGCCUACGGCUACUCCAUGGACAACGACAACGACCAGUACAGCGCGUCACCAUUUGGCCAGCCCCAGCAGGUUGGCAUGGAGCAGCCACAAUCCGGAAUGGAGUACCAGCAGCCCACCUACUAAGGAAUUACCACACUUGCUCCUCCGUUGUCCGCACACACUCACUUCGAUUUUGUAGUGCAACUGGCAAGGAUUUACACGACUAAACAGCUACAACACACAAGUUGGCUUUAACCAUAUACACCGAUGUCGAACAUAUAACAAGAGUAACCGAAACAAUAACAAUAACACUUGAUGCAACAAGCAGCAGCAGCAGCAGCAGCAGAAACCAAUCCACGCACUGGCUUUAGCUAUUGGGAGAGUCAGGAGAUGUAUCCAAUGAUGAGAUGGGAUCGGUCGAAUGAGGAGUAGUUUGAAUAACUCGUAAGCUAGCCCUUUAAGUUGAGUGUGCAGUUUUUUGUAGUGGAAAUUUGUUGCAAUAUAUAUAUAUAUAUAUAUAUUAUACAGAUAUACAACUAGUUAUAUAUCUCAUAUGUAUACAUGCAGACCGCGCUUUCAACGUUGUUAGUUAUUUAGUGUUUACGUGUACGUACCAUUUGAAUUGAUUUGAUUUGAUUUGUUUUGGUGCCAGACCCUGGUCCUCCGAUGAUCAGCUUGUUAGCAAUGGCAAUAGCUCGAGACAGAGGGACACAUGAUGUUUUUUAGAUAAAUUUACACACGUGCAGUGCAAAUAGUUGAUGCAAAUAGUUGAUGCGAUUCGGCCACCUGAAGGACAUUCAUAUGUACGAACCACACUGCUCAAACCACAUAUCCAAUUUACCAUCUGAGAUUUACCCAACAAAUAUAGAACCUGUGGCCAGGGUCGAUGCUUGGUUAGAUGAGCGGCAAAUGCAACCACUUACAAUAAACGCCAAACAAUAUGUAAAUUCUAAACCGUAAGAGAUCCAAUAACCGUAGAAUUGUUGUGAGGAAUUCAGUACUCGGGAGACUACUGCAGGAAUAUUUCUAGUUAUGGUUCGCAAAACACGCUGAAGAUAUGAAAUGGUAUAGGGCUUGUUCAAGGCUUACUGUUGCCCCACCCUUCCUACCAAAAGAUUUGUAUAGUAACUAUAAAUGCCCCAACAAUACCCAUUAUGCAUUGUAAAGAAGCGGUUACACUACUCAAGAAAUAGUGGGUGUGUUGGCCACUUCGAUGUACUCAGAUAUCAAUGAAUGUAAACAUAUUGAUUACAUAAAAACGUUCACUUAGUGCAGCAACUUGCGAUAACCUACAAAUGUAUUUGUUAAAUUAAAUACUAUAUACAUAUAUUAUAUAUAUUUACGGAUUGUAUGUGUAAUACGAAGCGCCCUGUUAAAUGCGACAAGGAGAUGGGGAUCUCAGCAAAUAUACAAGUAUAAAUUAAUCAUGUAGAGUUCGUGUGCGUUAUAAAACAAAAUGGUAGAGAAAGAAACAUAAAACAAAAUUUACUCAUUUAAAACUUAAUGAUCGAUUUAAAUAGCGAACCCAGCCAAAAAAUCGGCUUGAACAUUUGCGAAACACUAUUGUAAUAGAUAAACUCCUCAAGCAAGAUUCUCAACUGGACAGCCCCUCAAGAAAUAAUAAAUACAUAUUUUUAAAAAUCAA